This is a messenger RNA of Scomber scombrus (Atlantic mackerel), 1928 nucleotides long. It is a transcript of the gene homezb, whose product is annotated as homeobox and leucine zipper encoding b. The record is from RefSeq and is a predicted model, not a curated record. Gene Ontology annotation, molecular function: DNA binding; DNA-binding transcription factor activity, RNA polymerase II-specific. Gene Ontology annotation, cellular component: nucleus. The transcript is spliced from 2 exons. Lineage: Eukaryota; Metazoa; Chordata; Actinopteri; Scombriformes; Scombridae. Gene Ontology annotation, biological process: regulation of transcription by RNA polymerase II. The coding region runs from base 34 to 1479 and encodes 481 amino acids.
GUCUGUGAGGAGUCAUCACCACAGAAGACAAAGAUGAGGCAGACAGCUAACAUAGGGCCUCCAAGGAUCAGACAAAAUCCUCCUAACGCUCAUGGAGAGACUCCGACAAUAUCAAAAAGGGACUUUGCGCCAUCUGCUUUCAACCUGAACCAGAGCAGUGCUGUGUGCCUCCCCCUGGUCUCUGAGAGUCAGAGGCUCAUAUGGGUAAACUCGAACCAGAUCGACCUGCAGCUGGAUGGUGCAGCAGAACUCGAAAAGGCUUUCGACAAGUUUCCAUACUUGACGCCGACACAGACAGAAGGGCUGGCGCAGCGCUGCUCCCUACACCCAGACCAGGUGAAGGUGUGGUUCAUGCUACAGAGGCUCCGCUACGGCAUCAGCUGGGACUAUAAAGACAUCUGCGAGAUCCGGGGGAAGUUCAAAUCAAACCUGGGAAAGGAAGAGCAGCAGAACGGGAUGAGAAAAGAGGUAAAAGAAGAUAGUGGAGAGAUGAAGGUGCAGGAAAAAGAGGUGAAGGAGCGUGGUGAGAUUAAGGCAGGAGAGGUGAGGGAGGAAAUGGAGAAAGGGAAGAAAAAGCGAAAAAGGAAUACAUCGACCAACAGGAUGAGAAAGAAGAGAACAAAUCAGCAGGAGGAGGGUGUCACAGAGGGAGCAGGAGGCGUAGAAAUAAGAAGAGAUAAAGUUGAGAGGCAGUGGCAAACAUCUACCCCGACAUCGCUUUUCACCAGAAAGAAAAAGGAAGCUAAAGCAAAGCAAAGAUUGCCACCCCUCUACGAGUGGCCAGCUCAGAAGAGCUUUGUGGUGCCCGAUGAGAGGCUGGAUGCAAGUUCUCCGCUCAUCCUCCAAGCUUUUGAAGCACCUCCACUGACCGAACUGCAGGGAAUAGUUCACAGCUUCCCCUCCUCCGCCUCAAAUGUUACUGCGACCCCUGUGAACGGCGGCUUUGAUGAGAAACCAGAAAUGGAAGCUCAACCGCAGGGAGGACUACACGAAGAGUUUACAAACGACGACAGCACCGUCACUGAUGUGAGCCAACUGAGGGAUUACAUAAUGAACAGUAAUCCUGUCGUCGCAGACGUCUCUCAAGAGUACUCUCAAGAGGUGUACGCACUCCCCACUCGGAUCCGCUGGCGAACGAAAACGCAGACCCAGCUGGCGAUGAUGAAGGUGGCUUUUGCGCGCUGCCAGUAUCCAGACAGCGAGUGCUACAACAUGCUGUCGGAGGAGAUUGGCGUUCCCCGCUACGUGUUGGUGCAGUGGUUCGGCGACAUGCGCUAUUACAUCAAGAGAGGAAAGCCACGCUGGAUGAAUGAGGAGCAGCACAGCCAAGCGCUGGCCAACAUCAGGUACAGGCAGUUACUAAAAGCGCUGGAGAAGGAGCAGUCAAGCGAGGGCGACCGAAAACCAACUAUAAAGAUGAAGCUGGAGACGGGCAAAAGCUACAGUGAUGGUGAAAGUGUGCAGGUGCCUUUGGAGUAGAAAUAAUGCCACAACGUCUGUGCAUAAAAAUCCCACAAAAGGGAAUGAAGAUGAAUCAUUUAUGAACGUUUGGAAAAGUUUGUGCAUUUUUAGUUAGAUCAAGUUGUUUGUUAUGGAGUUGAACUUUAAGACGCGUUCUUGUGAAUUUACACGUUCUGUCAUAAGGAGAAAAAAAAGUUUUAUUAAUGUUAUUGUGAUUAUUUAAUAUGUUUAACAUGGUUGUACAGCAUUUUCCAAUGGUUCUUAUUUGCAUUCUACAAAGAUUGUUAAUGAUCUUUUCAUGUGAUUGUACAUGAAGGCGUUCCUUUGUGCUGUGCAGACUUCUUUUGUUAUUCAAGUAAAACACUUUCAUUGCUUGUUUAAAAAUGGCUCUUAUUUUAGUCAUAUUCCACACACAAAAGCAUUCAUAAACUAUGAAAUAAAUUAUAUAUAUAUAUACUGUAAUACUU